CGCCAUUUGCCCUCAGCCCCCAAGAUGCUCUUCCCCUCGGCUCUCCUCCUUGCGGCUCCUUUUGUCCUCGCUGCCCCAGCCGCCCUUGAGGAGCGCCAAAGCCCCUGCGAAGACGUGCACAUCUUCAUCGCUCGCGGCACCUCCGAGCCAUACCCGGGCCGUCAAGAGUUGACCGUCAACGCCAUUUGCCAGGGCAGCACCAGCUGCGGAUUUGAGAGCAUCCAGUAUCCCGCUGCCUUUGAGCCCACCUACUGCUCGUCUGUGGCUCAAGGCGUGGCGAACGGUACCAACCAGAUCACGGCCUACGCCAGCCGGUGCCCCAACUCAAAGUUGGUGCUGAGCGGCUACUCUCAGGGUGCCCAUGUCGUCGGCGACAUCCUCGGUGGCGGCGGCGGCAACAUCCAGGGCUGCACGCAACCGACUGUGCAGGGCCUCAACCCGACCACGUCGCCCGGAAACAAGAUCAAGGCCGCUCUCCUCUGGGGCGACGUCCGUCACACUGCCAACCAGACUUACAACACCAACACGGGUGCAUCUGGAAAUGGCAUCUGGCCUCGCUCUGGCAACCAGCUUACCUCGCUGAACCGCUAUUCCAACAUCCUACGCGCCAUUUGCGUCGCCACGGACCCUGUAUGCGCCGGAGGCCAGGACGGAAACUCUCACACCACUUACUUUGAUUUGUUUUCACAGGAUGCUGCUUCUUGGGUGAAGACCAAGCUUAACUAG
Pyricularia pennisetigena is the source of this 726-nucleotide messenger RNA. RefSeq lists its product as uncharacterized. The annotation marks the transcript as partial. The transcript is spliced from 3 exons. Gene Ontology annotation, molecular function: hydrolase activity. NCBI's taxonomy places the organism in Eukaryota, Fungi, Ascomycota, Sordariomycetes, Magnaporthales, Pyriculariaceae. The record is from RefSeq and is a predicted model, not a curated record.